Molecule: messenger RNA, 2447 nt
Organism: Durio zibethinus
Lineage: Eukaryota; Viridiplantae; Streptophyta; Magnoliopsida; Malvales; Malvaceae
Gene: LAC6
Product: laccase 6
Biological process (GO): lignin catabolic process
Cellular component (GO): apoplast
Molecular function (GO): copper ion binding; hydroquinone:oxygen oxidoreductase activity
Source: RefSeq, a predicted model, not a curated record
GGAGUGCAUAUUUUCUCAGUCAAAAGACAUAAUUUAACUGGGAAAGCGUUGACAGAUUAUGAAUCAAAAAGAAUAGAUAAUCUGUUUUCUCCCUGUUAAGACAGAGAGAUGGCUAAAUCCCUUGCCCACAAUGGGUCACACAAAAAAAUCACGCACCCAACACCUUAUUAUCACGAAACCAUGUUAGAGGAAUCAUGAAAGCUGACAAACAUAAUACACCUAGACAAAACCUUUCUCCUUUCCCAUCCAUAGCUUAAAAUAUUAUAUGGCUUUACCCUUUUAAAUUGCCCCUCUUCUCUACCCCUCCAUAGACUCCAACUUUCUCUCUGCUUCUCAAUCAAAAUGGCCAACUUAGCCACUUUGUUUUUUCUAUGCUUAAGCUUGUCAAUGUCAACCUAUCCCCAAGUUUUCCAUGCUAUGGCACAUGAGUGGCCUGGAGGGAGAUCAACCAGGAUCUAUGAUUUCAAGGUACAAACGAUGACAGUUACUAAACUGUGUAACACCAAAGAGAUUGUGACCAUUAACAAAAUGUUUCCAGGACCUGUCGUUUACGCUCAAGAGAACGAUAGAAUCAUCGUCAAGGUCACCAAUGAGACACCCUUCAAUGCCACAAUCCACUGGCAUGGAGUCAGGCAGAAGCUAUCAUGCUGGUUCGAUGGUCCAUCUUACAUUACCCAGUGUCCCAUUCAAGCUGGCCAGACUUUUACAUAUGAGUUCACAUUGGUGAAGCAGAAGGGCACCUUUUUCUGGCAUGCCCAUGUUUCCUGGCUUAGGGCCACUGUUUAUGGUGCCAUUGUUGUGUAUCCUAAGACAGGGGUCCCUUACCCAUUCAAACACCCUUUCGAAGAGCAUAUCGUAAUCCUAGGGGAGUAUUGGCUGAGAGAUGUACUACAACUUGAGCGACAAGUUCUAGCAAGCGGAGGAGGUUCACCACCUGCCGAUGCAUUUACCAUUAACGGUCACCCAGGCCCUGACUACAAUUGCUCCAGCAAUGAUGUCUACAAGAUCGACGUAGUUCCAGGAAAGACAUAUUUGCUAAGGCUAAUUAAUGCAGGAUUAAACAUGGAGAACUUCUUUGCCAUAGCUAAUCAUAAAUUAACAAUUGUGGAGGCUGAUGCUGAGUACACCAAGCCAUUCACCACGGACCGUGUGAUGCUGGGACCAGGGCAGACCAUGAAUGUCCUUGUCACUGCUGAUCAGCCCAUAGGGAAGUACUCCAUGGCAAUGGGGCCUUACAUGUCUGCUCAGAAUGUUGCGUUCCAAAACAUAUCAGCCAUUGCUUACUUCCAAUACUUGGGUGCUGUCCCUAACAGUGUAUCAUUACCGGCAGAAUUGCCAAGCUUUAAUGAUAAUCUUGCUGUUAAGACUGUCAUGGAUGGGCUUAGAAGCCUUAAUCCUGUUAAUGUUCCUAAAGAGAUUGAUACUAGCCUGUUUGUCACCGUGGGAUUAAAUGUCAACAAAUGCCAGUCCAAGAUACCGCAACAAAACUGCCAGGGCCCGAACAAUGGGACUUUUGCAGCUUCCAUGAACAAUAUAAGCUUUGUCAAGCCUACUAUUUCUGUUUUGGAAGCUUACUAUAAGAAGAUUGGUGGUCAUUUCACGGAGGACUUCCCUGACGCGCCCCUUAAAUUCUAUGACUUUGUCAAUGGGGCACCAAAUAAUGCUCCUAAUAACACACAGGCCAUCAACGGAACUAGGACCAAGGUCCUUGAAUUUGGAAGCAGGGUGCAGCUUAUCUUCCAGGAUACUGGCACAUUCAGCACUGAAAACCACCCUAUUCAUCUUCAUGGCUACAGCUUUUAUGUUGUGGGAUAUGGUACCGGGAAUUUUAAUCCACAGACUGCAAAUUUUAACUUGAUUGAUCCACCUUAUAUGAACACAAUAGGUGUUCCAGUAGGAGGAUGGGCAGUAAUUCGAUUUGUCGCUGACAAUCCAGGGGUUUGGUUUAUGCAUUGCCACUUGGAUAUACACCAGUCAUGGGGCUUAGGUGCGGUGUUGAUAGUGAAGAACGGGAAAGGAGAGCUGGAGACUCUACCUCAUCCUCCUGCGGACCUGCCCCGGUGCUAGAUCCCCUUGCAUUCGAAUAAAUGGAACGAAAUGGGUUGCUGUGAUCUUUCUGAUCGAGGAUUCUUUUAGGCGCAAGUGUUUGUUAUAUGCCCUGAUUAUCAAAUUGUGUAUGUAAAGAAGUAAAGAUUGGAGGAAUAAAACUGCAAAUUUCUUUUCUUUCUUUUUUCAUACCGAGCACUUUUUUUUUUUUUUUGUUUUGGCUGUUUGGGCUAUGGAUUAUAAUAUCCAAACUAUUGGAAAACCCCAAGAUAGAUUCAGGUAUUUAUAUUUAAAAUAUCGCCUGAAGUUUAAAGUAUGAAAAAGAUCUAAAAUCCAAACAUGAAGAGAAAAAACGAAGACGACAACAACUAAAAAGGACCCAAGAGGAACACAUCACUUUU